Molecule: messenger RNA, 2766 nt
Organism: Ctenocephalides felis (cat flea)
Lineage: Eukaryota; Metazoa; Arthropoda; Insecta; Siphonaptera; Pulicidae
Product: 26S proteasome non-ATPase regulatory subunit 2-like
Exons: 12
Coding region: 57-2732 (891 amino acids)
Biological process (GO): regulation of protein catabolic process; proteasome-mediated ubiquitin-dependent protein catabolic process
Cellular component (GO): nucleus; proteasome storage granule; proteasome regulatory particle, base subcomplex
Molecular function (GO): enzyme regulator activity
Source: RefSeq, a predicted model, not a curated record
AAAAGUUGCUAAUCAUAAUAAGUUUAUUUUUGUGUUGACUUAAAAAGAUAGUGAAAAUGGUGCAAGAGACUGUGGUCGAAGCCCCUGUAGUAAAAAAGGAGGAAGAGCCAGUGGAAACUGAAUUGUCUGAAGAAGAUAAAUUGUUGCAAGAUGAGUUGAAUUUAAUGGUUGAAAGGCUUCAGGGAUCUGAUGCUAGCCAAUAUCUGCCUUCACUGGAAAGUUUGCGCAAUCAAAUUCGUGCAAGUACAACUUCCAUGACAUCAGUUCCCAAGCCUCUUAAAUUUAUGAGGCCCCAUUACAGCACAGUUAAAGAAGUUUACAACAAAAUUGUUGAUCAACCAACAAAAGAAAUGUGUGCUGAUGUCUUAUCGGUUCUUGCAAUGACUAUGGGAGAUGCAAGAGAUUGUUUAAAAUACCGAAUGCUGGGGUCAGCUGAUCAAAUUGGAGAAUGGGGACAUGAAUAUGUGCGUCAUUUAUCUGGUGAAAUUGCCGCUGAAUGGGCCGAGUUGCCAGAAAAUGAUAAUAAUGCUUUGAAAGAAAAAUUAGUGCAACUCGCUAGUCAAAUAGUACCUUACAAUAUGUCACAUAACGCUGAGGCUGAAGCUUGUGAUUUGUUGAUGGAAAUUGAACAUCUAGAAAUGCUUGAACAAUUUGUUGAUGAAAGUGCUUAUCCAAGAGUUUGCUUGUAUCUUACCAGCUGUGUGCCUUAUGUGGCAGAUCCAGAAAAUACUAAUUUAUUACUUACUGCAUUAAAAUUAUUUAGAAAGUUCAAUCAGUAUCCACAAGCUUUGCGUCUAGCUAUGCAACUCAACGAUUUGCCACUUAUAGAGGAAAUAUUUUCAACUUGUCCUGAUUUAUCUGUAAAAAAACAAUUGGCAUUUAUGUUAGGACGUCAACAAGUGUUUUUGGAAUUAAAUGAAAAUAGCAGUGACUAUGAUGAUUUAGUUGAAAUUAUGUCUAAUGGAAAUCUGAAUAACCACUUUUUAAAUUUAGCUAGAGAGUUGGAUAUUAUGGAACCAAAAACUCCUGAAGAUGUUUACAAAUCUCAUCUAGAAAAUUCUAGGCCUCCUUUUGGAGGUGGUCAAGUAGAUUCGGCAAGGCAAAAUUUGGCUGCCAGUUUUGUUAAUGGUUUUGUGAAUGCCGCCUUCGGCCAAGAUAAACUUCUCACUGAUGAUGGUCAAAAAUGGUUAUACAAGAACAAAGAGCAUGGAAUGUUAAGUGCUACUGCCAGUUUGGGACUUGUUUUACUCUGGGAUGUUGAUGGUGGUCUGACACCAAUUGAUAAAUAUUUAUAUUCAGCUGAAGAUUAUAUUAAAUCUGGUGCCUUGCUGGCUUGCGGCAUUGUGAAUUGUGGAGUUAGAAAUGAGUGUGAUCCAGCUUUGGCUUUGUUGUCAGAUUACAUUUUACAUAAUACACCAGUUAUGAGAGUAGGAGCUAUAUUAGGUUUGGGUUUAGCUUAUGCUGGUUCAAACAGAGAAACUGCAUUAAGUUUAUUAGCACCUGUCUUUAAUGAUCCAAAAUCUACAAUGGAAGUCAUUGGUAUGGCUGGUUUGGCUAGUGGUAUGAUAGCAGUAGGAUCGUGCAACUCUGAGGUUACUGAGCUCAUAAUUCAAACUUUAAUGGAACGUAGUGAAUCUGAUUUGAAGGAUACAUAUAUGAGAUUUUUACCUUUGGGUCUUGGCCUAGUAUACUUAGGUAGAAAGGAAGCCGUAGAAGCUAUAGUUGCAGCUUUAGAAGUAAUCCAGGAACCGUUCAAAUCAAUGGCUGUUACUAUGGUGGAAGUUUGUGCUUAUGCAGGAACUGGAAAUGUUCUGAAAAUUCAAGAAUUGCUUCACAUUUGUUCUGAACAUUAUGAAAGCACAGAGGAAGAAAAGAAAGAAUCAAAAGAUAGUAAGAAAGAUUCAAAAGAAUCUAAAGAAAAAGAAGAUAAGGAAAAAGAUCUAUCACCAAGGCAAGCAGUGGCCGUUUUAGGAAUUGCUCUUAUUGCAAUGGGCGAAGAAAUUGGCAGUGAAAUGGCAUACAGGACAUUUGGGCAUUUGUUGCGGUAUUGUGAACCAGUUAUCAGAAGAUCAGUUCCUUUGGCUCUUGGCUUGAUCUCAGUAUCAAAUCCAAAACUUAAUAUAUUAGACACAUUGAGUAAAUUUUCUCAUGACAGUGAUUCAGAAGUAGCUCAUAAUGCUAUAUUUGCUAUGGGAUUAGUAGGUGCUGGAACAAACAAUGCCAGAUUGGCUGCUAUGUUGAGACAAUUAGCUCAAUUCCAUGCAAAGGAUCCAAACAAUUUAUUCAUGGUUAGAAUUGCACAAGGUCUUACUCAUCUUGGCAAAGGAACUUUAACAUUAUCACCUUUCCAUAGUGAUAAGCAAUUGAUGAGUCCUGUAGCACUUUCUGGAUUACUAGCUUGUCUAGUUGGAUUUUUGGAUGUCAAAAAUAUUAUUUUGGGGCGCUCUCAUUACUUAUUAUAUGCAUUGGCUACUGCAAUGCAACCUCGAAUGUUAGUCACAUUUGAUGAAGACUUAAAUAGUUUGGCAGUUCCUGUUCGUGUAGGAAUGGCUGUUGAUGUAGUUGGACAGGCUGGAAAACCGAAAACGAUAACAGGUUUCCAAACUCAUACAACACCAGUUUUGUUAUCAUUAGGUGAAAGAGCAGAAUUGGCCACUGAUGAAUAUUUGCCUCUGACACCAAUUAUGGAAGGAUUUGUUGUUUUGCGGAAAAAUCCUGAUUUUCAGCCUUAGUUUUAGUUUUAGUAUAAUCAAAAAUGUUGUCUAA